Molecule: messenger RNA, 2518 nt
Organism: Anthonomus grandis grandis
Lineage: Eukaryota; Metazoa; Arthropoda; Insecta; Coleoptera; Curculionidae
Product: UDP-glycosyltransferase UGT5-like
Exons: 7
Coding region: 782-2332 (516 amino acids)
Molecular function (GO): UDP-glycosyltransferase activity
Source: RefSeq, a predicted model, not a curated record
AGACAGACAACGCUAAUCCAAUAGCAAGAAUAAGACAGAUCAUCAAUAUGAUAACACAAAUUACUAAUAAUACCUUAACCCAUCCCAAGAUGAUCGAACUGACCAAAUCAAUGUUUAAAAGCAUACGCCUUAAUUUUUACUUGUUACCAAGUUAUUUUCAGUAGUGCAGGACCCAACUCAUGGAUAAAUCUUACGGUGGGGAAUCACACGCUUUCUGGUGAUUUUUCAAAUGAAUUAUCAUUCUGGAAAAGAUUGAUGAAUUAUAUAUGAACAUUAUAUCUAUUCGAUAUAUAUCGCAUAUUUAUUAGGCAUUACCACUUAUCCCGAACAUGGUGAAAAUAGGUGGAUAUUUUAUUGAUCCUUUAAAGCCAUUACCUGAAGAUCUACAAGAGUUCAUGGAUAACGCCAAGGAUGGAGUGGUUUACUUCAGUAUAAGCAAUAAUUUAAAGAGCAAUGAUCUACCCGAAACUUUGAAAAGUGGCAUUUUAAAUGUUUUAGGUAAAUUAAAGCGACCGGUGAUUUGGAAAUGUGAGGAGAAUAAAUCUUUAAAUAUUUUUAUGCAAAAGCUGUGCCCUCAGACUGAUAUUUUAAGUUGAGCAGCUAUUCCAGCCAUUGUUCCUUAAGCCUAGGUCACGAAGUCUAAUAACUAUUAAAUCUAAAAACAUACGUCAAGCCGGAUGAUUUCUUAAAGGAAACCUUUCCGCAUGCAAUGAGUAUGCUGUGGCUACUAAUUAUUGGUAUUGUUCAUAGGUGAACACAUAAUAUCCAUUAAUUAUUAUCAAUGAUGUUGGUCAAAGUUCUUUCAAUUUGUUUAUUAUUAGUUUACCAUGUGCACAGUUAUAAGAUUUUGGGGUUGUUUCCUAUGGGAAGCACCAGCCAUCAGAUUUUGGCAACUAAGUUGAUGGAAGGGUUGGCCGAGGCCGGUCACGAAGUAACGAUGGUCAGCCCUUAUCCAACAAAAAAUGUGCCAAAACAUUGGAAGUAUAGGGAUAUUGUGUUGGAUGGGGUUGGUGAAAAAUUUGAAGAAUAUUUGGAAAACAUGAACCUCUUUGAGAUGGAAAAAGCCAACGCAAUAGUCAUAAUGAGACAAAUGAGUAAUAUGAUGUCAGAAAUGAUAAAUAAUACCAUAAACCACCCCAAGAUGAUCAAACUGACCAAAUCCAACGAACAAUUCGAUGCACUAAUUAUCGAACAAUUCCACCAAGAUGGUUUAAAAGCAUACGCCUCAAUUUUUAAUUGUCACCAAAUCCUUUUAAGUAGUGUGGGACCCAACCCAUGGGUAAAUCCUACAGUGGGAAAUCCUCAGCCAGUGAGCUACGUACCUCACAUAUUUUCUGGUGAUUUUUCAAAGAAUUUAUCAUUUUGGAAUAGAUCAAAGAAUCUCGCAUUUUAUUUAUUGGAUUACUUUAUGAGGACGUUCUUUACAAAUCCCCAUCAAGACAAUUUUAUAAAGCAAAUAUGCUCUGAUUGCCCAUCCGUAAGCGAGCUGUAUACUAACGCCUCAUUAGUAUUACUUAAUUCACAUACGAGUAUUUAUCAAGCAGUACCACUUGUCCCGAACAUGGUAGAAAUAGGUGGAUACUUUAUUGAUUCUCCAAAGCCACUACCUAAAGAUUUACAAGAAUUCAUGGAUAACGCCAAAGACGGAGUGGUUUACUUCAGCAUGGGCAGUAAUUUAAAGAGCAAGGAUUUACCAGAAGCUACGAAAAGUGGCAUUUUAAAAGUUUUGGGUAAAUUGAAACAACGGGUUAUUUGGAAGUUUGAGGAGGAUCUGCCAAAUAAACCUGCAAAUGUUUUGAUAAAAAAGUGGUGCCCUCAGGCUGAUAUUUUAGCGCAUCCCAAAAUGAAAUUAUUUAUCACUCAUGGAGGUCUACUCAGCACCACAGAAACCAUCUAUCAUGGUGUCCCCAUUCUUGCCAUUCCAGUUUUUGGUGAUCAGCCUACUAAUGCAGCACGUGCAGAAGAAGGAGGUUACGCUCUGAAGUUCCACUACCAUGACUUUACUAUAGAAAAAUUUGAAAGCUACUUGAAUGAGUUACUAAACAACCCUAAAUACUCCCAAGAGGUUAAGAAACGAUCAAAAAUAUACCACGAUAGGACAAUGAAACCUCGAGAGGCGGCAGUGUAUUGGGUGGAGUAUGUUAUAAGGCAUAAUGGAGCUCCACAUUUAAGAGUAGCAGGGAGAAACCUGGUUUGGUAUAAGUACUUUAUGGUGGACGUAUUUGCUGCUCUGUUGGUGGUUUUUGGAAGUUUGGUAUAUGUGGCGAAACUUGUUGUAAAGAAAGCUUGCUGUCGAUCCAAGAAGAGUGAUAGAAAACAGAAAGUUUUGUAAAAAAAAUAACUUUUUUUCACUAAAAAAUAGUAAGCUUUAAAUAGUAAUAGACUUAGAAAAGUAACAUUUUCGAAGUCUAUUAGAUAACAUUCCUUACUUGUUAAUUUUAAAUUAGGAAAAGUAGUCAAUAAAAGUAAUUAAUAAUGUUAGAAAAUGUGUUGUGUAUGUAAUAUAUUAUAUACUGUG